Messenger RNA from Daphnia pulicaria, 976 nucleotides. RefSeq names its product ran-specific GTPase-activating protein-like. Lineage: Eukaryota; Metazoa; Arthropoda; Branchiopoda; Diplostraca; Daphniidae. The transcript has 5 exons. Gene Ontology annotation, molecular function: GTPase activator activity. The record is from RefSeq and is a predicted model, not a curated record. Gene Ontology annotation, biological process: nucleocytoplasmic transport. Gene Ontology annotation, cellular component: cytoplasm; nuclear pore. Bases 143 to 829 code for a protein of 228 amino acids.
CUGAAGGGGCUCAACAGAAAAAACUGGUUUAAGUUCAGUAUUUCUUCGAAACUCUAACGUCGCUAUCGACACCUCGAUCAUUGCUUAAAAUAGAAUUGUAAAGAGGAUUUUUGAAUUCACUGCAUUCCCCUCUUUAUUUUACAUGAAAAUGACUGAUACAUCUGUAGAAAUCCAAAACAAUAAAGACCACAAAGAUGAUGUUGAAAAUGAAGAGCAUGAGGAACAUGAUCCAUAUUUUGAACCAAUUAUUCAUCUUCCAGAAGUGCACAUAUAUUCCAUGGAAGAAGAUGAAGAGGAUCUAGUGAAACUACGUGCCAAGCUAUACAGGUAUGAUACCUCAGAAGUUCCUCAUCAGUGGAAAGAACGAGGCACAGGGGAAAUCAAGAUUUUGUGUCAUCUGAAACAGAAUACUGCAAGAGUUUUAAUGAGGAGAGAUAGAACAUGGAAAAUUUGUGCUAAUCAUUACAUUUCUCCUGUGAUGGAAUUAAAACCCAAUUGUGACAGUGAUCGGGCAUGGAUCUGGAGUGUUCCUGCUGAUUUUGCAGAUGAGACUCCCAAACCUGAGCUUCUUGCUGUUCGGUUUGCAAAUGCAGAAAAUGCAAAAUUAUUCAAGGAUGCAUUUGAAGAAGCUCAAAGAAUUUUAGAGCAGAAUCGAAACUUGCCGGAUGAGGAAGGGACGAGUGAUGAAAGUGACGAAGCUAAUGAAGAAAGUGACAAAGACGAUGAAGAGGAAAAUGAGAAAAAACAUUCUGAAUCAAAAGAUGAAAGUGAAGUUAUCGAUAAACUAUGUGAACUACAAGUAGUCGAUGCGUGCGGGAAAACGGGCUAAGCCAUAUACUGACAAGUAUCUUCUAGUCGUGGAAGAUACCUACCUUUAUUAAACGUUUGUCUCCAAAGUCAUUCCCAAUAAGACGUUUUAUGCUCGAUGCAUCAUUCAGAAAAAAACUCUCAGAAAUACACUUCAAAUUAAAAGCUU